Molecule: messenger RNA, 750 nt
Organism: Symbiodinium pilosum
Lineage: Eukaryota; Dinophyceae; Suessiales; Symbiodiniaceae
Source: the annotation of a GenBank genome assembly
AUGGGGCCUUUGCUGAAGCUAUAUCGAGCAAGCGGACAAGGUCUGCAUGCGCGCAAUUUUUCGGACCCGCGCUUCGGCUCUGCACUCCUGUCGGAUCUGUCGGGCGACUUGCGCAUUGACAACUCCAACUUCCAGAUCGAUGACGACCAGUUGCGCUACUUUAAGGACAUGGUGAGAUCAGGGCAGCCCUUUGUCCUGUUGAUGCACAUCCCGAUCUUUUUCCCCGGCCUGGCAUGGGGGCCAGAGGAUGUCAUGGGUCACCCAAACUGGGGCACCGCCUCUGACCGCAACGCUGAAGUCGAACGCCGCCGAAAGUGGCCUACGCAAGCAAGCCCAAGCACUGCAACUUUCAUUGAGGCUGUAAAAUCCGCUGCGGAGACAAAGCAGCUCCUCGCGGUCCUGACGGGCCACACACACCGCAAUGCUGUCGUGCCGGUGCCCUGCAAGAGCCAGACCGGUCCGAGCAUCCAGAGAACCUGCACAACACAAGUGAGGCAGUUCACCACAAGGCCCAACUUUGCUGGCGGUGCGCGGCUCUUCCUCAUACGCUCGGGCUCCUCUCAUCACCCUUCCGCUGCACUUGCACCUGCUGGACGUCUUCGACUACCAGACCGGACGUACUCUAGCCUUGCCUGCGCACUUCUGUCUCUGGUGCUGCUUGGAGCAUACGUGGCGUGCGCCCGGCCACAAGCACCUGCAGAGGUGAGGGAGGUCCUGAUGUCUGAGCAGGGUAUGCCAGUGAGGCAGUGA